This is a messenger RNA of Anguilla anguilla (European eel), 3663 nucleotides long. Its product is annotated as copine-9-like. Gene Ontology annotation, biological process: cellular response to calcium ion. The transcript has 21 exons. The record is from RefSeq and is a predicted model, not a curated record. Bases 1230 to 2900 code for a protein of 556 amino acids. Gene Ontology annotation, molecular function: calcium-dependent phospholipid binding. Gene Ontology annotation, cellular component: plasma membrane. Lineage: Eukaryota; Metazoa; Chordata; Actinopteri; Anguilliformes; Anguillidae.
UGACUCCAGUGGAAUCCAUUUUUAAAAAACAUAUCGAAAUUGCCCAUCGCUGGCAAAGCCAUAUUAGGCUACACAAGAAUGUUGGAAGCUCUUGGAACUAUCGCCCAUUUCUCAGAUUUUUGUAGCCUACUGUGGGGUUAAAACACUGUAAAUUAGAGAAGGCAGUGCUUGACCAAUUACACGAGACAAGACGCGAAUCCAAAAUACAAGUGGAUAAAGCCGGGAAAGGGAAGUAGGCUCCGCUUUCGCAAUUAAAAACGUGUUUGCUGCUUGAAAGAUGUAAUAGCAUAUUCAAAAAGUCGAGAAACUCUAAAUAUGAUAAUGUUCCUGUGGGCUCUUUAAAAGACGACGUUGGGGUUUGCUUAGCUAUAAAUGAGGGCAGCCUUGUUAUUUAUGUAUUACAGCCUAAAGACCAUGUGGCUGCUGUAUAGGCUAGACUGAUGUCCCCGAUUUAUUUCUGCACAUACGCACAUACGUAGGUUGUCAGAUGUGGAAAGUAAUUCGUAGUUCCCAAUUCGUAGUUCCUAAAUUCCUAUAACUGUUCCCUCGAACACGUUUAAGCAAUUUUUGUUCUCUUUAACUGAAACUGAAUAAUGAAUUAGUUUUGUCUAAUGUAUUAGAGCGUACUCCCAAGACAAUAACACGUCAUGUUUAUUUAUCUCUGUACACACAAUGGGAUUUACGUAUGGCUAUUUAUUUAUUUUCAUUUUCAGCAAACAUAUGAAAAAAAUACUUAAGUGGACAGAAUUGUACUUAGACUCAAUGAUCAAGUUUAAUUUAAAAAAGCAAUUUCUGGUCGUAAUGAAAAACGAAUGCGUUUCUAGGUCAAAUAGUGUAUUUGAAACUUUCUGUGGUUUUCUUUAGUAGCAUAUGCUUUUUUCUUGCUUGUAGUGUACUCAUCGCGUCUCAGAUGCGAUACUGACUCCACCUGCCGACAGGAGUGGAGAAUGAAAAAACAGUAGAAGAAAAGAGUCCGUCAGGGAUCCGGCGCGGCGCGCACCUCAUACUCGCUUCGCAAUGAAGAAUGAAAUUGGCUCUUCCGACUCCUCAGACAGGGAGCACCGCAAUUGUUCCGACUCACCUCUCUGUCAGGUAUCCACGCCGUCGGCUCUGUGAAGACGCGUGCGGUUUAGCGACGGAAUCGGGAUUAGGUAUAUGUUCUGACAGGUGAUCAAACAAAAUAUAAGUGGUGAAAACUUGAAUCAAGAACAUAAAAUCAAAAACGGAGGAUGGCGUCAAUUGGGGAAUUCGACCCAUUACACUCCAGCGUACCUGCAACUAAGAUUGAAGUUACGGUAUCCUGUAGGAACCUACUGGAUGUGGACACCUUCUCCAAGUCGGAUCCCGUUGUGGUUCUGUACGUCCAGGGCAUUGGGACCAAGGAGUGGAGGGAGUUUGGCAGGACGGAGGUGAUCGACAACACUCUGAACCCGGACUUUGUGCGCAAGUUUGUGCUGGACUUCUUCUUUGAGGAGAAGCAGAAUCUGCGCUUUGAUGUGUACAACGUAGACUCCAGAAGCUCGAACAUUUCAAAACACAAGGACUUCCUGGGACAGACGUUCUGCACCCUGGGGGAGAUCAUCGGGUCCACAGGCAGCAGGCUGGAGAAAACCCUCUCAGGGAUCCCAGGGAAGAAAUGUGGUCUUAUUAUCUUCACCGCAGAAGAGCUAAGUAACUGUAGGGAUAUAGCCACCAUGCAGUUGUGCGCUAACAAGCUGGAUAAGAAGGACUUCUUCGGAAAGUCGGACCCUUUCCUGGUCUUCUACCGCAGCAAUGAGGACGGAACGUUCACGAUCUGCCACAAAACGGAGGUGGUGAAGAACACGCUGAACCCUGUGUGGCAGCCGUUCACCAUUCCCGUACGGGCGCUCUGCAAUGGCGAUUAUGACAGAACGGUCAAGGUGGAUGUGUACGAUUGGGACAGGGAUGGAAGCCAUGACUUCAUCGGGGAGUUCACCACCAGCUACAGGGAGCUGUCCCGGGGGCAGAGCCAGUUCAACGUCUACGAGGUCUUGAACCCUAAAAAAAAAGGAAAAAAGAAAAAGUACAUAAACUCUGGCACGGUCACGCUGCUGUCCUUCAAAGUGGAGUCGGAGUACACCUUUGUGGAUUUCAUCCGCGGCGGGACCCAGCUCAACUUCACUGUGGCCAUUGAUUUCACAGCAUCCAACGGGAACCCCUCUCAGCCAACGUCCCUGCACUACAUGAACCCCUACCAGAUGAACGCCUACGCCAUGGCGCUCAAGGCCGUGGGAGAGAUCAUCCAGGACUACGACAGCGACAAGCAUUUCCCCGCCUACGGCUUUGGCGCCAAGCUGCCUCCGGACGGGAAGAUCUCGCACGCCUUCCCUCUGAAUAUGGACAGCGAAAACCCAAACUGUGUGGCAAUCGAAGGGGUCCUGGAGGCCUACUUCCAAAGCCUUAGAACCGUUCAGCUGUACGGCCCAACCAACUUUGCUCCCGUCAUCAACCAGGUGGCAAGGUCGGCUGCAGACGUGACAGAUGGCUCACAGUACUUUGUCCUUCUCAUGAUCACAGACGGGGUCAUCUCCGACAUGGUGCAGACCAAGGAGGCUGUCGUUAAUGCCGCCUCCCUGCCCAUGUCCAUCAUCAUUGUGGGGGUGGGACCCGCUGAGUUUGAUGCCAUGGAGGAGCUGGAUGGGGAUGAGGUCAGAGUGUCCUCCAGGGGGCGCUAUGCAGAGAGAGACAUAGUCCAGUUUGUGCCGUUCCGGGACUACAUCGACCGGUCGGGGAACCAGGUCCUGAGCAUGGCCCGGCUGGCUAAGGACGUGCUGGCGGAGAUCCCCGACCAGCUGCUGUCCUUCAUGAAGUCGCGGGGGAUCGAGCCCCGCCCGGCUCUGGCGGCCACGCCCUCACCCGCCCUUCACAUGCGCAUCUGAUAAGGGGCGGAGACUAAGGGACGGUCACACCACUGUCACCACGCCUACCCUCUUCAGCCCCUCCCCCCCCCCAACAUUCCCCAUUAACUCGAGUCAUACUGUAGAUAAUUCAGGAUCCUCCAAGAAAUCCACUUUUUGCUUUGCAGCUUUGCAAAUUUCUUGUCUAAACACUUCUCUGCAGCUUCUUGGGCAAAUGCAGAAAAAGACAAUAUUCUGUUUAAGCUAUGAGUAGCACAUCCACUAGCUUGCGCCAAGCCGCUGGGAAGGAGACGUUGCUUACGAGCUCCAUAUUGACUGUCAUCUUUUCAACAAACUGCCAACAGACACCGACUCCAGGAUGACUCCAGUCCCAGCUGGUUCUUCAGCGUUGAUCAUCUCCACACCUGUUUUCUUUCAGAUAAGGACCUAUACCUGCAAAAAUGGUUCAGAGACCGACUAAACAGUGCUCUGAUCAAACUCUCCCCGCUUUCUGUCUCCCCAAAAUUGUGUUCCCCGGUCACGGUUGGGGAGGUUCGAAAGUUCUUCUUUAUUUUUUCGACGCACAUGCACAAAUGUUUGUUUAUCGAUUUAUUUAUUGAGGAAAAGCGUUUGCGAAAAAAGACGCGGGAGAGAAGACGGUGAGUGGCGGGCCACCUGUUCGGCAGUGCCAGCUCCCCCUCCCCCGCACUGCGCGGUGACUGUCGGGAGCGCUCGUCUCCUGCUGGAGCAGAAAUGCCAGUUGCCCAGGAAUCCCUGCAGAGUUAGCACCGGGCCGGGGGUUGGG